AUGUCGCGCAUGUUCUUGGUCCAGCUCCUAGGAUUUUGGCUGGUGCUGAGCCAACCUUCCAGCGCGCGCGUCCGGGACGCGUGGUUGAUGGAAGUUAUUAAAGUCUGCGGCCGCGAAUUUGCUCGCACAGUGAUCGACGUUUGCGGGCAGACGUCCUUUCAGAGAAUGGCUUUGAGUCAGGAAAAGCGGGCUCUGGAUGCUGCGCCACCCGCAGAAAUUGUGCCAUCCUACACCAACAAAGAUGCAAAACCCUUAAAUAUGAUGUUGGAAUUCAUUCCAAAUUUGCCACAGGAGCCAAAGGCAAUGCUAUCGGAGAGACGGUCAUUAUUACUAGAGCGGCAGCAAGAGUAUGUACCUGUACUAAAGGAUUCAAAUCUUAGCUUUGAAGAGUUUAAGAAAAAUUUUCAUAAUAGACAAGAUGAAGCAGAAGACAGCAGUCCUUCAGAACUAAAAUACUUAGGCUUAGACACUCAUUCUCGAAAAAAGAGACAGUCUGAAAUGUUAUUGGGCCAGAGGUGCUGCCAAGUUGGUUGUACCAGAAGAUCUAUUGCUGAAUUUUGCUGA
Castor canadensis (American beaver) is the source of this 564-nucleotide messenger RNA. Its product is annotated as prorelaxin H2. Lineage: Eukaryota; Metazoa; Chordata; Mammalia; Rodentia; Castoridae. The record is from RefSeq and is a predicted model, not a curated record. Gene Ontology annotation, molecular function: hormone activity. Gene Ontology annotation, cellular component: extracellular region.